CAAGGUUCCAGAGAGCACAGUUCAAGCGAGUAUGAUGCAGGUGAGCAUGCUGCUGAUAAACACACUGUGGAUGAACAUGCUGCUGAUAAACACACUGUGGAUGAACAUGCUGCAAGUCAACACACUUUAGGUGAAAAUGCUUUAGGUGAAGAGACACCAGGUGAACAUGCCUCAGGUGAAGAUACUUCAGGUGAACAGGCCUCGGGUGAGGAGACUUCAGGUGAAUAUGCUUCAGCUGAACACACUUCGAGUGAACACGCCUCAGGUGAAGAGACAUCAGGUGAACACGCCUCAGGUGAAGAGACUUCAGGUGAACAGGCCUCAGGUAAAGAGUCAUCAGGUGAACAUGCCUCAGGGGAAGAGACUUCAGGUGAACAUGCUUCAGGUGAACAGACUUCAGGUGAAGACACUUCAGGUGAAGACACCUCAGGUGAACAGGCUUCUGGAAAAAAGUCUGAUGGUAAUCAGGCUCUAGAUGAACAUCCUUCUGGUGAACAGCCUUCAAGCACACCACUUCCAAAUACAUCUUCAGGUGCAAUAUUAAAUUGCCACACAUGUGCUUAUAUGAAUGAUAAAGGAAAAUGUCUUCGUGGAGAGGGAAUGUGCACCACUGAGAAUUCCCAGCAGUGCAUGUUAAAGAAGAUCUUCAAAGGUGGAAAACUCCAAUUCAUGGUUCAGGGGUGUGAGAACAAGUGCCCUUCUAUGAACUUCAUUUCUCAAGGAACAAGGAUGCAAAUUAUAUGCUGCUGAAAUAAACCUUUCUGCAACAUGGUCUAGAAGCCUGACUCAGGCAGAAGGCCCCCACGCUACUUGGCUCAACUUAUAUUUAGCUUCAACAACUAAUAGCACCUGCCUCUGCCUGAAUGUCAAACAAGAUGUUCAAAUACCUUUCCUCUCCUGUUCAUACCAUUGCCCAUUAUUCUUCUCCCUGUCUUCCCUGCCCCCAACAUUGAUACUCCAGAUUUCCUUUUCAAAAUAAAUGUCUGUGGUUAAAGAAUAAAGAUUCCAUAGACUUCUUUUCCCAUCAGUCCAGUUGCAGGGUCAGCCUGAGCUUUUAUCCACCUCUACUAAAUUGGAUAUUUUGUGUGUGGUACUGGGAAUUGAACCUAGGACCUUGAGCAUGCUAGGCAAGUCCUCUCCCCCUGAGCCCUUUUUAAGACAGGGUCUUGCUAAGUUGCCCAGGCUGACCUCAGACUUGCAAUUCUCCUUUAUCAGCCUCCCAAGGAGUGGGGAUUACAGGGGUAUGCCACUUUACCUGACGCACUGAAAGAGAAGGGGUCUCCCAGGGCAGAGAAAACAAGGAUGAAUACAAAGUGGGUAUUAGUCUUUUGUGGGGCUUAAACAAUAUUGCAGGUGUUGCAGAACUUCAAGAGACAGGAGAGACCCAUGGGAAUCAGAGGAUUCAUUUCAGGUUUUAGGUGAAUAGCAGUUCAAUGGACUCCUGUCCAAAGGAAGAGCUCAGAACAAUGUAAGUUUCAGUUUCAUACUUGUGGUCAAAAGGAGGGAUGGUCUUUCUAGUGACAUAAAACUGGGGAGGGGGGUGGGCAAGCGAGGUUACAGAAGCAAACAAAAAGCAAAUUAGUUACAUAUCACAUGAUGACAGUUUUGUUCCUUGUGAAUCUUGUGUGAACGAGGCAUCAUGAACUUUGUUUAGAGGACAUAGUCGCCAGUCUUACCUGUAACAAAACAAGGAGUUACAGCUACAAGGGAGAAGAGAGUGAUUCGAGGCAGGGUGGGGGGGCUGCCCAAGGCUGGGAAGACUUGUUCUUUAAGCUCUGCUUCACAGGUACUUCUCUCUGACCCUCAAUCUUUCCAUCCCUAUUUUCCCCCACAUCCUUCCACCUGCAUAGAGAAUUCAACUUUUCUUUGGCUCUUGAGUUUUCAGACUUAAGCUCACAAAAUGAAAACAAAAUGAUUCCUUUUAUUUCUUCUCAGUAACUCAUAACGCAUUUUUCCUACAAAAUGUUAUUGGAGCAUCUAAGCACCAUAGAGAAACAGGUGGAAUACUAAACAGUCACUCCUCACCUCAAGGUGUUUUCACAAACAUGGUCUCAUCUGAUCCUCAGGAAAGAACUCAGAGUAGUAGACAGGAAAGACAGCAUCCUUACUUUAUAAAUAAAGAAAUGUGACAUAGAGAUGUUUUAUUUAUUCAUAUUCCAUACUGUUCCAAACUGACCAAGGUUACCAAACUAGUGAGAGCCAGUGCCAGACCCUAAAACCAAAUCUGUAUGGCUUUAAUCUGAGCCAUUAUCUCACACUAUGAGUAUCAACCAGAACGGUCUUUCAAGACCAAAAUCAAUCCUUCACCCCCCCAACCCCCCCCAUUGCUGCUUCCACACUCCUCCAUGUGAAGACU
This is a messenger RNA of Heterocephalus glaber (naked mole-rat), 2356 nucleotides long. It is a transcript of the gene Acrv1, whose product is annotated as acrosomal vesicle protein 1. NCBI's taxonomy places the organism in Eukaryota, Metazoa, Chordata, Mammalia, Rodentia, Bathyergidae. The record is from RefSeq and is a predicted model, not a curated record.